Drosophila rhopaloa is the source of this 1247-nucleotide messenger RNA. RefSeq names its product testis-specific serine/threonine-protein kinase 3. Gene Ontology annotation, biological process: protein phosphorylation; microtubule cytoskeleton organization; intracellular signal transduction. Gene Ontology annotation, molecular function: tau-protein kinase activity; ATP binding; protein serine/threonine kinase activity. NCBI's taxonomy places the organism in Eukaryota, Metazoa, Arthropoda, Insecta, Diptera, Drosophilidae. The transcript is spliced from 4 exons. Gene Ontology annotation, cellular component: cytoplasm. The record is from RefSeq and is a predicted model, not a curated record. Bases 187 to 1194 code for a protein of 335 amino acids.
AAAAACCUUUUUAGAUAUAACUACAUAUUUUCAUUACGUGUCAUAAUCUUUCAAAAAUUAAUCUUCCAAAAUUUCUCGUUUCUGCAACAUGUUGUAAUUUUAAUAAUUCUUAUUUUUUAACGACAUUUCCGCAGUUAUUAACAGCAUUGGCGACAUUGGUAGAUCGCACUUGUGGUACCAUUUUUAAUGGCGACAGCGCCAAAAAGGAAAAACGACCAAGGCGGAGUCAUUGGUGCUAGUUCAUCGCAGGACCUCGUCACCGACCAGAACUCGGGUCGCCGCCAGGAGCAGAAGGUCUACACCUUUAAUGACCGCCCUCCGCCGCCAAAGCCACCAGGAGCACCAGGACUUCCUGCCAAGCCGGAUGACAAGACCAAGCCACAGAAGACCAUCCUUGAAGAGCAUGGUAUUAUUUUGGGUAAGGUGAUUGGCACAGGCAACUAUGCCAAGGUCAAGAUCGGCUUUUCGGAGGAGUACGGUAAACGGGUUGCCGUCAAAAUCAUAUCCAAGGUGAAGGCUCCCACCGAAUACACCCAGAAGUUCCUGCCGCGGGAGAUAGAGGCAGUGAAGGGCUUGCACCACGACAACUUGAUUACCUUCUAUCAGAGCAUCGAGACCAGUCAUAGAGUAUACCUGAUAAUGCAACUGGCCGAGAAUGGAACGCUUUUAGACUAUGUGCGUGAGCGGAAGUUCCUGGAUGAGCCGCAGUCGCGGACUCUUUUCAAGCAGCUGGUGAGUGCGGUGGAGUACAUCCACAGCAAAGGAGUGGUGCACCGGGACAUUAAGUGCGAGAACCUGCUGUUGGAUGAGAACUGGAACCUUAAGUUGAUCGACUUUGGGUUCGCGCGCAAGGAUACGCGGACUCCCGAUAACCAAGUGAUCCUCUCGAAAACCUUUUGCGGCAGCUACGCCUACGCCAGCCCAGAGAUUUUAAAGGGUGUGGCCUACGACCCGUUCAUGUCGGACAUCUGGGCCUGCGGCGUCGUCUGCUACGCGAUGGUCUUCGGUCGUCUUCCCUACGAUGGCUCCAAUGUGCACAUCCUGCUCAAGCGCAUCAACCAAUCGCUGGUGUUCCCAAAAUCCCCGUCCGCAUCCAGCGAGUGCAAGCACAUGAUAAUGCACAUUCUGGCGCCCGUGAAGAUCCGGUACAAUAUUCCGCAGGUCAAGGAGGACCCCUGGUAUUCGCUUAAGUAAACAUGUUUGAUGCUCCACAAGAAUGCAAAAUUAUAAAAAAAAAUUAAUACUGA